AACACAUGCAACUCUGUAGUCCGCCUUCACGCCAAUACUUAUUAACUUUGGGAUUCCAUUUUUAUAGCAAACUCUGCACCUUAGAUAAUGCAUCUGACACAGGUUCUGAUUUAUCUGAGUUUCAUGGUUGCUUUCGGUCCAGUGGGUCUUGGUGAUCAAACCGCGCACCACCAGCCCCCUGCCACAGAUAACGGCGAGCAGUGCUCAACAUGCGAGGUCCGACAGCAGAUCAAAAACAUGAGAUUACACGCAAUCAAGUCCCAAAUUCUUAGCAAACUGCGACUCAAGCAAGCUCCCAAUAUCAGCCGAGAUGUUGUCAAGCAACUCCUGCCAAAGGCACCACCUUUGCAGCAACUUCUUGACCAGUACGAUGUACUUGGAGAUGACAGUAAGGAUGGAGUUAUGGAAGAAGAUGAUGAACAUGCCAUCACAGAAACAAUCAUGACAAUGGCCACUGAACCCGAAUCCAUCGUCCAAGUUGAUCGGAAACCCAAGUGUUGCUUGUUCUCCUUCAGUUCGAAGAUUCAGGUGAACCGCAUAGUUCAUGCGCAGCUAUGGGUGCACCUUCGGCCAGCUGACGAAGUCACCACCGUGUUCCUACAAAUCUCCCGCCUGAUGCCUGUCACGGACGGGGGCAGGCACAUAGGUAUCCGGUCUCUAAAGAUCGACGUGAAUGCAGGAGUCAGCUCUUGGCAAAGUAUCGACGUGAAACAAGUGCUGUCGGUGUGGCUGCGGCAGCCGGAGACGAAUUGGGGGAUCGAGAUUAAUGCGUUCGACUCGAAGGGAAAUGAUCUGGCCGUUACCUCAGCAGAAGCGGGAGAAGGACUGCAACCCUUCAUGGAGGUGACGAUUUCGGAGGGCCCGAAGCGCUCCAGGAGAGACUCGGGCCUGGACUGUGACGAGAACUCCCCAGAGUCCCGCUGCUGCCGCUACCCCCUCACGGUGGACUUUGAAGACUUUGGCUGGGACUGGAUUAUUGCCCCCAAACGCUACAAGGCCAACUACUGCUCUGGUGAGUGCGAGUACAUGCACCUGCAGAAGUACCCCCACACCCACCUGGUGAACAAGGCUAACCCCCGGGGCACCGCAGGGCCCUGCUGCACCCCCACCAAGAUGUCCCCCAUCAACAUGCUCUACUUCAACCGCAAAGAGCAGAUCAUCUAUGGCAAGAUCCCCUCCAUGGUAGUGGACCGCUGCGGCUGCUCGUGAGCGAGAGCUCUGCCGGGGAGGGGGAGGGGCUCAGCCAUGGUCUCCACCCUGGACUUUGGGACAGAUCCAUCCACCACUACCAGUGCUUUCUGCAGAACACGGUGCAAUAGAGCCAGAAUAGCAGCUAAAGAAAUGCCCGUCCAUUCGCUGAGCAGCGCUUCCAAAACGGACAUGUCUCCUUCAGUUUUAUUCAUUUUAAUUUUCUUCCCUCCUCCAAUCACAUGUUCGCGCCACAAUGGCCUAAAAUCACAUGGAUGUAGGAACACAACGCCUGUUGGACUUGGGAGUGGACGUAGUAGCCUAAAGUACGACACAUUUUCCCACAAAACUGUUAAAUGUUACACGCUCCGUCCAGUUAUUCAAACAUACAGACAUGGAUGGACACACACACACCAGACCUUGGUUCAAACAGUAUUUGUUUUCUUUCAAAUACUUUGACUGUUUGAUGGAGACGGGUGGGGUUUUCACUUUGGGGAAUAAGCACAGCUUAAGUAUCGGAAAGAAAAAAAAUCAUAUUUUAACCCUGGUCAGAAACAUACAGUGCCUUGCAAAAGUAUUCAUCCCCCUUGGCGUUUUUCU
Messenger RNA from Coregonus clupeaformis (lake whitefish), 1788 nucleotides. RefSeq names its product myostatin b (gene mstnb). Gene Ontology annotation, biological process: SMAD protein signal transduction. Gene Ontology annotation, cellular component: extracellular region. NCBI's taxonomy places the organism in Eukaryota, Metazoa, Chordata, Actinopteri, Salmoniformes, Salmonidae. The transcript has 3 exons. Gene Ontology annotation, molecular function: growth factor activity; cytokine activity. The record is from RefSeq and is a predicted model, not a curated record. Bases 88 to 1209 code for a protein of 373 amino acids.